UCCCCCAAGAAGAGAAGCGUGUGUAUUCUCUGGAAGAAAUUAUCUACCGGUUUGUUUGUGGUAUAUGCGAUAUCCCUGCAUAUAAAGUACUUACAAUAAUGUCAUUUAACCGGUCAAAUGACGGUUGGGGUGACCCUUCACGGUCAAAGAAGAGGAGGUUUGACCGGAACCGUGGACGGGGCUACCAUGGCGGCAGGAGGAAUGAUUACUAUUCUCAGAAUGACCAGUUGACGGAGCAAGUGCAGGGCUGGAUGCAGUGGGUGGGGUCAGCAGGUGGCCCCCCGGGGUACAUGUCCGACCCCAGUGGUGGGUGGGGGCAGCAGGGGUACCAGCAGGACGGUGGGUACUGGAGCCACCCAGGCAGCUCGCAGCCGUACUAUCCCUCAUACAAUGAAGAAUCUGAGCCUGCUAUUUUAACAGUGGCUGAAAGACUGGAGAGGUUAGGUGAAUAUCUCCGAAGGUAUCACAGCAAUAAUGAUGUUCAGGUGAUUGAGAAGGGAGUCACUGCCAGCCGUUCAGGCCUCCGAGCUGAUUACAGCCACGAAGUGGUUCACAAGGUCGGCAAGAAGUACAUAUUCACCGGAUGUCUCAAACUCAAUAAAGUGUUCAUAGCCCGAAGUGUUGGUGGAGACAAGCAAAGAACGAAACAGUCGACCUACAGAAAGGCGAUCAACAUCAUCCGAAACAAAUCCAUCCGACACAUACUGGGGCUGAGGGAUGUCGGCAUACAGAUUCUGAAAAUUGAUGCCAAAUCCUUCUUUAAAAAAGAUGAAGAGUACGAUGACCCUGGUGCUAUUGCACUGAAGAGGUUCAUUUCAAUCGAGAAAGGAGAGAUGCAGGUUGACAUCCCAGAAGGAACAUCCAUAGACCAAGUACUGAAGGUGGAGCUGACAGAUGACGAGGUGAAAGAGAAGCUGGCGGCUGUUGUUUCCUAUUGCCUAGAGACGACGCGACAUCCUAAUGCCUCACUGAUGCACUUGUUGGAUCGGAAUGUGUUCCGGAUGGGGUUGGAGCCCAAGUGUAUCGUUAAGUUCCUUGAACCGGAUGAAAACCGACCAGCCGAGGAGAAUGUUAUUUGUGAGUACUACUUGCAGAAGGUUCUGAUCGGAACAGGGAAGGGGGAGACUCGGGCAAACGCACAUGCUGCAGCCUACGAAAACGCCUACCAUAAACUCACCACCAUGACAGGCGAGGAGGUUUUUGAUGCAGGCAAGCCGACACCAGAGGAGGAAGAGCUAAAAGUGGCCAAAACUGAAGUGUGGGCAAAGUCAAGAACGGAGGGUGUAGAGUCAAACAUUGGUCGCUUAAAACUCCUUAGACGAGAUCCCAUACAGAGAAACAAAGAAUGGAACGAGAUGGUUAUUGUGGAGACACAUGAUUGGUCAUUCAAUCGAAGAAAAAAUGCAUACAGCAUCUUGAUGAUGAGCGCGAUGUGGAACGGGAUGCUUCUGGAGUGGAGGAUUGAACCAGACGAAAAGGGAUACAGAUGUCAGAUGAUCCUGCAGCAGACGACGGUUGGAGAGAGGCAGUUGCAGGGGACCAGCACAGCAGUCCGGUAACUCUAUCAGCUUGCGGAUGCUCUCUUCAAAGUUCUCUGAGACUCAGACUGUGCUCAAAGUGCUCUCGACAAAGGAGUGCAAUGACAUUGUGGUGACAGCAGAAGAGAUUACGCAAAAGGGUGAGGAACUGAAGGCCGAGAGUGGAGAUACUGGAACAGAUGACUUCAUCAUCGUCACCCGGAAGAGGUACUUUCG
Haliotis rubra (blacklip abalone) is the source of this 1754-nucleotide messenger RNA. RefSeq lists its product as uncharacterized. NCBI's taxonomy places the organism in Eukaryota, Metazoa, Mollusca, Gastropoda, Lepetellida, Haliotidae. The transcript is spliced from 5 exons. The record is from RefSeq and is a predicted model, not a curated record. The coding region runs from base 99 to 1559 and encodes 486 amino acids.